CCCAUCUGGUCCUUUUUGUCCUUCUGCGAAGCGUCGGGGUGGGAGGAGAGGGAUGGGGGUGAGAUGCGGGCCCUCCCCCCCGCCUCGUUUUCCCCACCCGCGGAGGAUGGCGAAGAGACCGACUCCUGUCCCCUUUUUUGCCUCUGCCCGGCGUUAAUGCAGGAUGGAGAAGCAAAGAUAAAAUCAGUUGGAUUCAGACGAGUUUACUAGCUCCGUGGGAACGGCGGCAGAGCUGGAGGUGGGGAGACCCACUGGAUUCCAUCUGGUCAGCCUCCUGUUCGGCUACUAGGGAGGACUGGGAGAUGCUUGGGACGCUGCGGCCUCAAACGUGCAGGUCAGCGCCUUGCAAGGAGGCAGUGAGGUCUCCGGCACUGCAGCUGGGAAAGGCCCGAGCUUCUGGGUCGGGAAAACAUGUCCCGUCGGAAACAGACCAAUCCAAAUAAAGUUCACUGGGAACAGGUGUUCGCUGGGCUGGAGGAGCACGCCCGCCAAGCGAUGAUGAAAACUGAUUUUCCUGGAGACCUUGGGGGCCAGCGGCCAGCCAGCCAACAGCUGAGAGAUCAGGACUCCAGUAGCAGUGACAGUGAGGGUGAUGAAGAGGAGACCACCCAAGACGAAGUUUCUUCCCACACGUCUGAGGAGGAUGGCGGGAUGGUGAAAGUGAAAAAAGAAUUAGACGGUGCAGAGCAGAAUGUUGGUGGGAAUGAAGUGGUUGGGGGACAGGAGGUUACUGAGAAUUUGAACUCUGACCCUAUUCUUGUGCUCUGCCAGUGUCCCCUAUGUCAGCUGGACUGUGGUAGCCGAGAGCAGCUCAUUGCUCACGUAUAUCAGCACACGGCGGCUGUGGUGAGCGCCAAGAGUUACAUGUGCCCAGUGUGCGGCCGGGCCCUCAGUUCCCCGGGAUCGCUGGGCCGUCACCUCUUGAUCCAUUCGGAAGACCAGCGGUCCAACUGUGCCGUGUGUGGGGCCCGUUUCACCAGUCAUGCCACUUUCAACAGCGAGAAGCUACCAGAGGUUCUGAAUGCCGAGUCUCUUCCCCCUAGCCACAGCGAAGGCCCCUCCAGCACCGAGGGGAAGGACAUUGCCUUUAACCCGCCCGUCUACCCCGCUGGCAUCCUGCUCGUGUGCAACAACUGUGCCGCCUACCGCAAGCUUCUGGAGGCCCAGGCCCCCGGCGUGCGGAAGUGGGCGCUCCGGCGGCAGAACGAGCCCCUGGAGGUGAGGCUGCAGCGGCUGGAGCGAGAGCGCACGGCCAAGAAGAGCCGGAGGGACAACGAGACGCCCGAAGAGCGGGAAGUGAGACGCAUGCGGGACCGGGAGGCCAAGCGCCUGCAGCGGAUGCAGGAGACGGACGAACAGAGGGCCCGCCGGCUGCAGCGAGACCGCGAGGCCAUGAGGCUGAAGCGGGCCAACGAGACUCCCGAGAAGCGGCAGGCCCGGCUCAUCCGGGAGCGGGAGGCCAAGAGGCUCAAAAGGCGCCUGGAGAAAAUGGACAUGAUGCUGCGGGCCCAGUUCGGCCAGGACCCCUCCGCCAUGGCCGCCCUGGCAGCCGAGAUGAACUUUUUCCAGCUGCCCGUAGGCAGCGUGGAGCUGGAGAGCCAGCUCCUGGGCAAGAUGACCUUCGAAGAGCAGAACAGCAGCUCGCUGCAUUGAGCCGGGACCCCCCCCUCCCUCCACCUCCCGGCGGCAAACCCAAACCCGAUCCCUGCCUGUCCGUGAGACCCCCCCCUCCCCUCCGAUCCCACAGUCGGGGCGGCCCUGGCACGGCUGCGGGUGGACCCGAGCUCCCCUUGCAUGCGGGAGGCGGGGAUGGGGCCGGGAACGGGCACCGGGGAGGAACCGGCCGGACGCCCCCGGCCCCUGCCGCCGGGUGGGCUCGGUGGCCCGGGGGGCCGCCGCCCCGGGGCAGCCCGCCGUGCUGCGAGGGCAAAUAAAUUAAUUUUAUCUCCA
Tachyglossus aculeatus (Australian echidna) is the source of this 1950-nucleotide messenger RNA. It is a transcript of the gene ZNF821, whose product is annotated as zinc finger protein 821. Lineage: Eukaryota; Metazoa; Chordata; Mammalia; Monotremata; Tachyglossidae. Bases 412 to 1653 code for a protein of 413 amino acids. The record is from RefSeq and is a predicted model, not a curated record. Gene Ontology annotation, molecular function: RNA polymerase II cis-regulatory region sequence-specific DNA binding; DNA-binding transcription factor activity. Gene Ontology annotation, biological process: regulation of transcription by RNA polymerase II. The transcript is spliced from 9 exons.